CCUAUGGUGUUUCUAGGGUAAGGUGAAGAUGACGCUGGAGAUUCUGUCAGAGAAGGAAGCCUUAAUCAAGCCAGCAGGGCGAGGCCAAUCAGAACCCAACCAAUACCCUACACUUCAUCCUCCCCUACGCCCCAACACCUUGUUCAUGUUGCGGUCACCUGUGACAAUCUUCUGCCGCGUUGUCUGGAAACGCUACCACUUCAAAAUCAUAAUCGGUGCAAUCGUAUUCUUUAUAGUACUUAUGCUGUUCAACUUUAUCUAUUCGGCACCGAACUACUUGGCCAUGAGCUGGAUCAAACCUAAACUUCGGCUGAAUGCUCCCAUCAAAAUAUCUGCCAAUGUCAUGAAUCCCCCAACCAGCAGCAGUCCUCACUCUUCCAACCUCACCAGCCAGCAUCAGAACCUAAGUUCUACAAUAGACCACGAGUUGAAACUCCUCCAGGAACCUAUGAAUCGCCUGCAAGACAUUUUUCCAGAACUUCCAGCCCCACAAGACUAAUUGGUCCAUGUCUGCCUGGCUUUUCUCCAGCCCAUCAUCAGCCCUACCCUCGCACUUCCUACUAGUUCUCGUUUCUAUCUUCUAGGACGUAGACAGGGGGCUUCGGGGACAUAUGCAAUGAGGGGCAUGUUCUGUUCAGAAGCCACUUCCAACAAGGACAGAGCUGUUGUUGUCAUUUUCCCACUGAAGUAAACAAAUUUUGUCACAGAGAACCACCUUGU
Messenger RNA from Leptonychotes weddellii (Weddell seal), 720 nucleotides. NCBI's taxonomy places the organism in Eukaryota, Metazoa, Chordata, Mammalia, Carnivora, Phocidae. The record is from RefSeq and is a predicted model, not a curated record.